This is a messenger RNA of Abrus precatorius (Indian licorice), 2073 nucleotides long. Its product is annotated as long chain acyl-CoA synthetase 1-like. The transcript has 19 exons. Gene Ontology annotation, biological process: cutin biosynthetic process; wax biosynthetic process; fatty acid metabolic process. Lineage: Eukaryota; Viridiplantae; Streptophyta; Magnoliopsida; Fabales; Fabaceae. The record is from RefSeq and is a predicted model, not a curated record. Gene Ontology annotation, cellular component: endoplasmic reticulum; membrane. Bases 1 to 1989 code for a protein of 662 amino acids. Gene Ontology annotation, molecular function: long-chain fatty acid-CoA ligase activity.
AUGAAGAGUUUUGCUUCUAAGGUUAAGGAAGGAAGAGAAGGUACAAAUGGCGAACUAUCUGUUGGUCCUAUAUAUCGCAACCUUCUCUCCAAAAAUGAAUUUCCUCCUCCGGAUCCUGAUUUGAGUACCGCUUGGGAUAUCUUCAGCGUGGCUGUCAAAAAGUAUCUUCAAAACCGCAUGUUGGGAUGGCGUGAAUUUGUUGAUGGAAAGAUAGGACCUUAUGUUUGGAAGACAUAUAAAGAAGUUUAUGAUGAAGUUCUGCAUAUUGGUUCUGCUUUACGAGCAUCUGGUGCUGAACCUGGCUCUCGUAUUGGAGUUUAUGGGUCUAACUGCCCUCAAUGGAUCGUGGCAAUGGAGGCUUGUUGCGCGCACAGCUUGAUUUGUGUGCCUCUCUAUGACACUCUUGGGCCAGAUGCUGUAAAUUUUAUCAUAGAUCAUGGAGAAUUAGACUUUGUAUUUGUUCAAGAUAAGAAGGUUAUACAACUUUUGAAUCCUGAUUGUAAAUCUGCCCGACGACUGAAAGCUAUGGUUUGCUUCACUUCAUUAACAAAGGAAGAGAAAGAUAAGGCCAUAAGCAUUGGGAUCAAGCCAUAUUCAUGGGAAGAGUUCUUGCACAUGGGAAAAGAAAACCCCUCAAACAUUUUACCACCUCAGCCUUAUAAUAUCUGCACAAUAAUGUAUACGAGUGGAACCAGUGGAGACCCUAAGGGUGUUGUUUUGACACAUGAAAACAUAACGGCUUUCGUUAGAGGAAUGGAUCUUUUCAUGGAACAAUUUGAAGAUAAGAUGACAACAGAAGAUGUGUAUUUAUCCUUCCUCCCUUUGGCUCAUAUUCUUGAUCGCACAAUUGAGGAGUAUUUUUUCCAUAAGGGAGCAUCUGUUGGCUACUACCACGGGGAUCUAAAUGCGUUGAGGGAUGACUUAAUGGAAUUGAAGCCAACGUUGUUUGCUGGGGUCCCCCGAGUAUUUGAAAAAGUCCAUGAAGGAAUAAAAAAGGCAGUGGAAGAACUCAAUCCAGUGAGGAGAAGAGUUUUUGGCAUGCUCUACAAAUACAAACUUGCUUGGAUGAACAAAGGAUAUAAACACUGUAAAGCAUCACCUUUUGCAGAUCUGCUAGCCUUCAGAAAGGUCAAAGCUCGGCUAGGUGGGCGUGUUAGACUGAUAAUAUCUGGAGGUGCACCCUUGAGCUCAGGGGUAGAAGAAUUCUUGCGUGUUACUUCUUGUGCCUUUCUAUGCCAGGGCUAUGGUUUGACCGAAACUUGUGGGUCUGCUACUCUUGCCUAUCCUGAUGAAAUGUGCAUGCUUGGUACCGUUGGUCCUGUAUCUGUAUAUAAUGAACUGCGGUUGGAGGAGGUUCCAGAGAUGGGCUACAACCCUCUUGGAAGUCCUCCAUGUGGUGAGAUAUGUCUGAGAGGGAAAACUGUUUUUACUGGUUACUACAAAGACCCUGAGUUAACAAGGGAAGCCAUAAGAGAUGGAUGGUUUCACACAGGUGACAUAGGAGAACUGCAACCUAAUGGUUCUGUAAAGAUCAUUGACAGGAAGAAGAAUCUUAUUAAACUUUCUCAAGGAGAAUAUGUUGCACUAGAGCAUUUGGAAAAUAUUUAUGGAAUCACUGCAAUAGCAGAAGAUGUCUGGGUUUAUGGGAAUAGUUUCAAGUCAGUGCUAGUAGCAGUAGUAGUUCCCAACCAAGAAAAUACCAAGAAGUGGGCUUAUUCAAAUGGUUUCAUGGCUCCUUUCUCAGAACUAUGUUCUCUUGACCAAUUGAAGAAAUAUGUGCUCUCUGAACUCAAGAUGACUGCUGAGAGAAACAAGCUGAAGGGUUUUGAAUAUAUCAAAGGGGUCAUAUUAGACCCGCAACGAUUCGACAUGGAAAGAGAUUUGGUGACUGCAACAAUUAAGAAGAAAAGAAAUAAUAUGCUCAAGUAUUAUCAGGUUGAAAUAGAUGAAGUAUACCGAAGUUUGACCACAGAUAAGCAUAAAAUUUGAGGUUCCAUUGCCAGAUGAAGCUGUUCAUGAUAACAAUACCAUUUCUUCUUUUUCAAGUCCCACCAAUGUUCAACCUUGUGGCCA